Molecule: messenger RNA, 1353 nt
Organism: Nannizzia gypsea CBS 118893
Lineage: Eukaryota; Fungi; Ascomycota; Eurotiomycetes; Onygenales; Arthrodermataceae
Product: oxidoreductase
Exons: 3
Coding region: 1-1353 (450 amino acids)
Cellular component (GO): cytoplasm
Molecular function (GO): electron-transferring-flavoprotein dehydrogenase activity; flavin adenine dinucleotide binding
Source: RefSeq, a predicted model, not a curated record
AUGGCCCUCUCUAGCUAUUUACAUAACUGUGUUCUCCCCUUCUCCCUAACCUCAGCAUCAAAUCCCACGAGUCAUGGAAAAUGGAGCGAUCGAAUUCUACGUCAAGGGUUCCCGUCUCGUCUUCGGCUGAUUUACACUCAUAUCCAACAAAAGAUCUCUGCCGUCGGCCAUCGAUGGACAUAUCAGGAAACUCCGUCGCCUAAGAACGUCGUGGUGCUCGGAGGCUCAUACGCUGGUGUCCAUCUUGCGCAAAGGUUGACGGAAUCACUACCAACAGGCUACCGCGCAGUCUUGAUCGAGAGAAAUUCCCAUUUCAAUCACUUAUUUGUGUUUCCCCGGUGCGGUGUGGCAUCUGGCCUAGAACAGUCUGCCUUCAUUCCCUAUGAUGGUGUCGCCAAGUCUGCUCCCCCGGGUAUAUUUAAACAUAUACAUGACUCGGCAACAAGCAUAACAGAUAGUCAAGUUACUCUUGCUUCCGGAGAGAAAAUUGACUACGAAUACCUUGCGAUUGCUACCGGAUCAUGGCAGCCGUCUCCAGCAAAGCUCGCGUCAACGGAGAAAGCAGGCGCUUGUAAGGAAAUGCAUGCAUCUCAGGAACGUAUUCAACUCGCAGACCGCAUUGCAGUAGUUGGAGGAGGCCCUGUCGGUGUACAGGUUGCAACUGACAUCAAGAGCUUCUUUCCUCAGAAAGAUGUGACAUUGAUUCAUUCUCGGAAACAGCUGCUACCUAACUUUGGUCCCCGGCUACACGAGCAUGUGAUGAAGACGCUUAAGCAGUUGGAUGUUAAUUUGAUCCUUGGUGAGCGACCUCAGACUGUGGCUGAGAAUGUUGCGGUGAUGGCCAAGGGCAAGACGCAAGAGGCUCUAAGUUUUGCGGACGGACGUAAGGAGGCAUUUGAUCUCGUGAUCCGUUGCACCGGCCAGCGACCUAACUCUAGCAUACUUGCCAACUUAUUCCCCUCUGCCAUCUGCGGACAAAGCGGGCAGAUUCUGGUCCAUCCCACCCUUCAGAUCAACAAUGGUGAUAAUAUGCCAAAUCCUAAUAUCUUCGCCCUGGGAGAUGUGGCCAAGACUACCGGUCCACGAAUGGAGAGGACGGCACGGUCACAGGCAGAAAUUGUAGCCGCAAACAUUGUGUCCCUGAUUAUGGGGCAUACUCCAUUGGAGACCUACCGUGUCACAGAAGCGCAUGGCGUCAUCAAGCUGACGCUAGGAAAGCACGAUUGGGCUAUGUACUAUAGGGAGGACAGUGGUCGCGAAUUGAUGGUUAGUGGAGCGGCGAAAGGUGAUAAUAUUGAUGUUGCUCCAGUUUGGCAGGCUAUGGGAGCAAAAUACCCUCCCAAUCCCUCCUGA